AUGUGUGGCAGCCCGCUGGCUGUGUGUCUUGUGAGCUUGUUUGUGUCUCCGCGGGCAGCACCGCUUCCAGACCCCUUCCUCCCACUGCACAAUGGCAUCAACCUCGACGUCGCGCUUCCGGACGCUGGGGUGUGGUUCAAGACGCAAUACGAGGCGGCUCAGAUGCAGGCCAUUGCGGAGGCCGGCUUCGAGUCAGUCCGCGUCUUUUCACCCUUCAACGCGAACUUGUCGCAAGUCGACGCGCAGAUCGACGACGCCCUCUCCGCCGGUCUCUCCAUCGUGGUCUGCCUGUGGGGCUUGAACGAGUGGGCCGAAGACCCGGAGCUCGGCCGCUCCCAGAUUGUAGAGCGCUGGCACUCCCUCGCCGCCCGGUGGAUAAAGUACCCCAACCGGCUCGUCUUUGAGCUGCUCAACGAGCCGGAGGGGAUCGGCUUUGCGCCCACCCACGAAGCCAAUGAGGCGGUCAUGUCGCUGUACGAGGCGGCGCUGCGGGCCAUCCGCUCCCAAGACGCCACCCGACCGGUCCUCCUCAGCAGUCCUGGCUACAACGAUCCGGAAUGGCUCGACCCGUACGUGACCGACGCCUACCUCACCCCUUCAAACAGCACAGCCCCCGACGAGCCGAUUCCCCCUAGUUCGGGCAACUGUAUGUCGUGGUGUGAUAGCAAGACGCGAGUGCGGUUCUCGGAAGACCCCAACGUCGGCGUCGCGAUCCACUUCUACCGACCGAAAGGCUUGGGGGUGGGGCUAAAUUGGGCGAUGUGGACCGACCCGCUCGGGGCGGACGAGGAGCGGUGGCAGAGGCCGAUUGCGCGCGAGGUGGAGUAUGUGGUCCGGUGGCGGGCAAAGUAUGGCCACAGCGUGCCGGUCAUCACGACGGAGUGGGGCUGCUGGCUGUUUGAGAGCCGCGUGGCCGAUAGCGGCGAUCUCGACCGAUGGCUCCGCUACCACCUCGACCUCUUUGCGGCGAACGACAUUGGCUCCAUGUGGUACACGGGCAUCCAGCACAACCAGCGCGGCUUUGGCACCCGCUUCGGAGGCGCGAGAGCGGGGCGUGCCAGGGCCGGCGCCUCACGGCGCCGUCUGUGUGGAGUAGGCAUCUUCGACACGGAGAUGGGCUGGACCAAGCAGGUCCUCGACCGGCUGACGGGGCGGCGGCCAGCGAGCUGGCCCUCCCUCAACCAGGUCAUCAACGGCGAGUUCUUCACCACUGACGGCUGGCAGCUGUCGAGCGACGCCGUCUCGGCGGAGAUCCUCCAGCGGUGGGAGAUGCCGCCCUUUAGCGGUCGCACCACGCUCAAGCUGACCGUGCCCGACCUCGGCGGAGAGCACGCGCUGCUCUACCAGCAAACCUUUGGCUCGCACAUGGCGCGCUCCCAGGAGCCGGGCGAGCCCACUUGA
This is a messenger RNA of Emiliania huxleyi CCMP1516, 1401 nucleotides long. RefSeq lists its product as hypothetical. Gene Ontology annotation, biological process: glucan catabolic process. Gene Ontology annotation, cellular component: extracellular region; cell surface. The record is from RefSeq and is a predicted model, not a curated record. Bases 1 to 1401 code for a protein of 466 amino acids. Gene Ontology annotation, molecular function: beta-glucosidase activity. The transcript has 5 exons. NCBI's taxonomy places the organism in Eukaryota, Haptophyta, Isochrysidales, Noelaerhabdaceae.